CGACAUGGAUGCGGGCAUUUCUUAAUCGUCAGCUUGCAGUGGGACUGAAUUCCAAAUCUCGCUAACACGAACUUAUGGACUGGUCGUCCACGAUUUUUCGUUGAGGGCCAACUACGCAUAUAUAUAUAAGUGCGCAGAAGAAUCUACUCGAGGUCCAAAGUCAAGAUAUCUAUCUAUCCAUCUACUCGAGCAUAUCGACAAGUUUUAACCUUCAAUAUUUGCAGCCAAAUAACUGUACCGUUAACCACACUUAUACACCUACCCCACUAUCUCAGAUCAACCACCAUGGCACCAUAUGAAGGAGAAUGCCACUGCGGCCAAAUCGCAUGGACGGCCGAAAUCUCAGAGGAAUCUCAUGUCCUCUGCCACUGCGGAGCGUGCAAGAUUAUGGGCGGUGGAGAAUUCACCUUGAACCAAAUCAUUCCCAAGUCCAACUUGACCGUCACCAAAGGCGAACUCAAGGUCUACACCUACAAGGGCGAUUCCGGUAACAACACGGAUUGUUACAUGUGUCCCAACUGCGGUGCCAGCCCGUACCACCAUCAACAUGUCAUGGGCCCCGAUACCAUCGUCGUCCGCACGGGAUUACUCAAGGGGACGGAGAAAUGGGGCAAACCAGCGGCGGAGAUCUAUGACAAGGACCGGCUUUCCUGGUUGCCUCAGACGGCUUCCGUUAGCUUCAACACUACACCACCCUCGUAAAUGGUACGGUUGUGAUUCGAGUGGAAUGCAGGACACAGGAAAUAAUAGGAUAGUCUACGGUCAUAAUAUGACGGACAGUACAUGGCAGACAGGAUAUCACUCCAAUCACUUCUCUCUUC
This is a messenger RNA of Exophiala mesophila, 821 nucleotides long. RefSeq lists its product as uncharacterized. Gene Ontology annotation, molecular function: carbon-sulfur lyase activity. Lineage: Eukaryota; Fungi; Ascomycota; Eurotiomycetes; Chaetothyriales; Herpotrichiellaceae. The transcript has 2 exons. Bases 286 to 702 code for a protein of 138 amino acids. The record is from RefSeq and is a predicted model, not a curated record.